Messenger RNA from Phacochoerus africanus (Common warthog), 2216 nucleotides. It is a transcript of the gene KCNAB3, whose product is annotated as potassium voltage-gated channel subfamily A regulatory beta subunit 3. Gene Ontology annotation, biological process: potassium ion transport; regulation of potassium ion transmembrane transport. Gene Ontology annotation, cellular component: membrane; cytoplasm; voltage-gated potassium channel complex. The transcript has 14 exons. Gene Ontology annotation, molecular function: transmembrane transporter binding; potassium channel regulator activity; voltage-gated potassium channel activity. The coding region runs from base 64 to 1281 and encodes 405 amino acids. The record is from RefSeq and is a predicted model, not a curated record. Lineage: Eukaryota; Metazoa; Chordata; Mammalia; Artiodactyla; Suidae.
GCUUCCCUGCUCCCUCCUCCUCCCGCCCCCUCGGAGCCCCCUCCUCCGCCCUGGCCAGCCGGCAUGCAGGUGUCAAUCGCAUGUACUGAGCAGAACCUUCGCAGCCGGAGCAGUGAGGACCGUCUGUGUGGACCCCGGCCGGGCCCCGGGGGCGGUAACGGCGGGCCGGUCGGCGGGGGGCAUGGGAAUCCUCCGGGGGGAGGAGGCUCGGGCCCCAAGGCCCGGGCCGCGGUGGUCCCCCGACCCCCAGCGCCCGCUGGGGCCCUCCGAGAGAGCACCGGCCGAGGCACUGGCAUGAAAUACAGGAACCUAGGAAAGUCUGGUCUUCGGGUGUCCUGUCUUGGCCUAGGUACCUGGGUCACUUUUGGUUCUCAGAUCUCAGAUGAGACAGCAGAGGAUGUCCUGACAGUAGCCUAUGAGCAUGGCAUAAACCUGUUUGACACGGCCGAAGUGUACGCAGCAGGAAAGGCUGAAAGAACCCUCGGCAACAUCCUCAAGAACAAAGGUUGGAGGAGAUCAAGCUACGUUAUCGCCACCAAGAUUUUCUGGGGAGGACAGGCAGAAACCGAGCGAGGCUUGAGCCGCAAACAUAUCAUUGAAGGCUUGCGAGGAUCCCUGGAACGCCUCCAGUUGGGAUACGUGGACAUCGUCUUUGCCAAUCGCUCAGACCCCAACAGUCCCAUGGAGGAGAUCGUGCGAGCCAUGACCUAUGUCAUCAACCAGGGCCUGGCCCUAUACUGGGGGACAUCCCGAUGGGGGGCUGCAGAAAUCAUGGAGGCCUACUCCAUGGCCAGACAGUUCAAUCUGAUUCCUCCAGUGUGUGAACAAGCUGAGCACCAUCUGUUCCAGAGAGAGAAGGUGGAGACGCAGCUGCCAGAGCUCUACCACAAGAUUGGUGUUGGCUCAGUCACCUGGUCCCCUCUGGCUUGUGGCCUCAUCACGAGCAAGUAUGACGGGCAAGUCCCAGACACCUGCAAGGUCACCGUCAAGGGCUACCAGUGGCUCAAAGACAGGAAAGUGCAGAGUGAGGACGGCAAGAAGCAACAAGCCAAAGUCAUGGACCUUCUCCCCAUCGCUCACCAGCUGGGCUGCACUGUGGCACAGCUUGCUAUUGCGUGGUGUCUCCGCAGUGAGGGUGUCAGCUCGGUCUUGCUGGGGGCGUCCAGUGCAGAGCAGCUGAUGGAACACCUGGGCGCCCUACAGGUGCUGAGCCAGCUGACUCCGCAGACCGUGAUGGAGAUUGACGGACUCCUGAGCAACAAACCGCACCCCAAGAAGUAGUCCGUCGGGGCCGCAGGGACCCCCAAACCGGAGCCGCUGCACCCCCCGCCCCCAGCCCCAGUCGCUCUUGCCCGCCCCCCUCUCGCUGCUCGGGAUCCCUCCGCGCAGCCGCGGCGGCAGCGGCGGAGCCAAGGCGUCCCCGCCCACUAACGAGUUCCGGCUUCGGCUUCGAGUAGCGGUCGCAUGAACCAAGCCAUAUCCUCCCGCAGUGGGGCCUGAGAGGAAAAGUAGUCCGCCGCCCCCUGCCGCGUUCUCCCAGGCCCUCUUGCUAAUCCUGGCGGCCCCUUCUCCACCAGUUGGUCUCGCUCCCUUCCCUCUUCCCCUAAUUGUCGAGGCCCAGGGGAAAAAAACACCCAGGCAAAGAUACAAGACCCACGCAGAGUACCUCAAAAGUGGCCCCUGAAAUGUCAUCAAGGGGUAACAACCUAAAAAGAAGUGGGCUAUGAUGUCUUCUGGGACAAAGGAAAUGGGGGCUCUUACCUUAUGCGACACAAAGGAAGCCAGGCUGGUCCUGGCAGGACGUAAAUGAUAAUCUUUGGGAAACCAGGACCCAGCCUCAGCCAGGAGUUAGAGGAGGGCUUAAAACAAGAACUAGCGGUGAUACUUUGUUCUUGCCCGGAGGGGCAGGGUGGGGAGUACGGUGGCACUAGGGAAAUCGGAUGGCCCAUGGACAGUGUGUCCUGGCAAGAGUGGCCAGGAAGACCCUUGGAAAGCAGUUGUGCCGCUUCACAGGCAACGGGGACAGCCAUUAAGUCACAGCAGAGAACUGGCGCUGACAUACAAAGUUCAAGGAGGAGCCCUGAGCAGGCCUUCCCACCAGACGGUGGGGGGGCUGCGGCCUUCCUCCCAGCAAUGCUCUCAAAGCACUAAGGAAGGCCCCUCUCGUGUAAGACUUCCCAGGGAACUGUAAAUAAAAUCGCAGCUUCAUCAUCACC